Messenger RNA from Vigna angularis (adzuki bean), 1222 nucleotides. RefSeq names its product tropinone reductase homolog At5g06060. The transcript has 5 exons. Lineage: Eukaryota; Viridiplantae; Streptophyta; Magnoliopsida; Fabales; Fabaceae. Bases 186 to 983 code for a protein of 265 amino acids. Gene Ontology annotation, molecular function: oxidoreductase activity. The record is from RefSeq and is a predicted model, not a curated record.
GUUAAAUCUACUCACACCCCUCCAGUCCAGUGCAAAGACAAGCUAAAUCUACUCACGUGAAACACUCCCUUGCAUACGCAGUGUUUCAGAACUUCGACUUGUAUAUAUAAAGAGAUACCUUGCAGCUCUUGUUUCAGUGAAAACUGUGUUUCUUUAUUUGUGGAAGUCUUCGAUUAGAAGCAAAAAUGGCCGAAGCAAAGCUGAGCGGCAUAAAAGACAAUAGGUGGUCACUCCAUGGCAUGACGGCGCUUGUGACAGGAGGCACUCGAGGCAUUGGGCAUGCCAUCGUUGAAGAAUUGGCAGAGUUUGGAGCAGCCAUUCAUGUUUGUUCACGGAAGCAAGAUGACAUUGAUAAGUGUUUGGAAGAGUGGAAAAAGAAGGGAUUCAACGUCACCGGUUCAGUCUGUGAUGUCAAACAUCGCGACCAACGCCUCAAGCUCAUGGAAACUGUUUCCUCAGUCUUCCAGGGAAGGCUUAACAUUCUGGUGAACAAUGCAGCGGUAGAAAUAACAAAAAACAUAGUAGAUCACACUGCUGAAGAUGUAUCGACUAUAAUGGCUACCAAUUUUGAGUCUGCUUUUCAUUUGACUCAACUUGCACAUCCACUUCUUAAACAAUCUGGAUAUGGGAGCAUAGUAUUCAUUUCAUCCAUUGCAGGUGCAAAAGCUAUUCCAGGUUUAUCUGCUUAUGGAGCCGCUAAAGGAGCCAUGGAUCAAUUCACCAGGAACGUAGCAUUGGAGUGGGCAAAAGAUAACAUUCGUGCAAAUGCUGUAGCACCUGGACCAAUUUGGACUCCACUCUUUGAAUCUGUCAGGGAGAAAACUGGAACGAAAGUGUGGGAUGAUAUUGUUACAUCUACAAUACCUUUUGGUCGAGUAGGAGAAACCAACGAAGUAUCACCACUAGUUGCUUUUCUUUGUCUUCCUGCUGCAUCAUAUAUCACUGGGCAGAUUUUCUAUGCUGAUGGUGGUUUCACAUCUUAAAUUUCAAUCAGUGACUUCAUAAUUAAAUAAUAGUCACUUCGCUCAAUGAGCUCUAGUGUUCAUUUUUAAUCAUAAGUUCUUAAUUAAGCAUUGUCUAGCAUCUUAAGACUGGUGUAUUUGGCUCCGAAUCUGUUGUCUGCAAUAUUUUCUUAAUAAUUAUAAAUAAAGUUGUUGGAGAUCUCCCAAAAACUAAAGAAACAAAUUUAUAAUAUAUAGAAAUGUAAAUCUCAUUUUAUUAA